Bipolaris victoriae FI3 is the source of this 963-nucleotide messenger RNA. RefSeq lists its product as hypothetical. The record is from RefSeq and is a predicted model, not a curated record. Lineage: Eukaryota; Fungi; Ascomycota; Dothideomycetes; Pleosporales; Pleosporaceae. Gene Ontology annotation, biological process: nicotianamine biosynthetic process. Gene Ontology annotation, molecular function: nicotianamine synthase activity. The transcript is spliced from 3 exons. The coding region runs from base 1 to 963 and encodes 320 amino acids.
AUGACGACCACUCGACUUCCCUCAACUACCCAUGUAUCCAAGCCAACGCCCUUGGCCAAGACCCUCACAGUUACCCCACCUGUCACUCCAAAUGGAACGAGCGCAGCAGCACACCAGCUAGUAGCUGAGAUAAGAGAUAUUCACUCCAGGCUCAGUGAGCUGUCGUCAUUAGCGCCCUCACACUCAGUCAACACCCUCUUGACACGUCUGGUGAAUCUAUGUGUGGUGCCUUAUAGCACCGAAUUCACCACCUACUUCUUCAACAUAGCGGGUGUAGAGCAGCUCUGUGACAAGUUACGUCCAAUAUGUUCCGAGGCCGAGGGGGAGCUAGAAAAGUUCCACGCAGAGCGAAUGUUAAGAGAACUGGACACUAGCCAAGAAGCGGCCUCGACUGCCAUCCUCCAAUCAUUCCCUUACUACGACAACUACGUUGACCUCUCCCGCCUGGAAGCCUCCCUCAUCAACGCCUUCGCCUCCUCCCCACCAACCUCCAUUGCCUUCAUCGGCUCAGGCCCUCUACCUCUGACAUCCCUAUGCUUUCUAUCCCAAUAUCCCACCGCACACAUUCACAACAUCGACCGUGACGACACUGCCCUACGUCUCAGCGCCGCUCUAUGCACUAAACUUGGGUUCUCGAAACGCAUGAGUUUUACGAACGAAGAUAUCACACAGGAAGAUCCUGGGGCCGAGGUUUCAUGGACGAAGUCACAAGUUGUGUUCUUGGCUGCGCUCGUGGGAACUGAUACGCGAUCUAAGUUGGAGAUUCUGAGGGAUUUGGCUGCGAGGUUACAGCCGGGAUGUUUGGUUGUGGCGAGGAGCGCGAGGGGGAUGAGGAGUGUGCUUUAUCCCAUCCUACAACUCUCAGAGGACUUGCAAGCGAUUGGACUGGAAAUGCUGGCUGAGCUGCACCCGUGGACGAAUGUUGUAAAUUCUGCUAUUAUACUUCGUGUAAGGGAGAGGUAA